Molecule: messenger RNA, 4199 nt
Organism: Gadus morhua (Atlantic cod)
Lineage: Eukaryota; Metazoa; Chordata; Actinopteri; Gadiformes; Gadidae
Gene: emilin2a
Product: elastin microfibril interfacer 2a
Exons: 9
Coding region: 323-3649 (1108 amino acids)
Molecular function (GO): protein binding
Source: RefSeq, a predicted model, not a curated record
CUACUAAUGAAAGCGACACAUUCUGAGGCUGCACACCGGGGGUUAGUUCAGCCAAAGCCUACUAUCGAGUUGUCACACCAAGAAGACUUUCGAUGUUAUUUUUGGUCCUAGUCCUGGAGAGGAGGGCGUAGGCCCCUAACGUCAUUACAGGAGAGUUGCAGAGUUGAGUCUGAGUCAAGACUUGGUAGAAGUUGAGAUUUCUUGGUCUAGGGCGCACUGACUUCCCCCCUCAAGCCUACUUCGUCGUAAACGAUGUCGACAUAGCUUUAUUUGUGUGAUUUAUUUAUUUGUAGGCUAUUUAAGGAAUUACCAAACAGAAGAUAUGGACUGGAAAUGGACCAUUGUGACUUUUUUUCUCAAGUUUUAUUUGACAUCUGGGACUCCGUAUGACUUGUUUCAGGGGUCAGCCUACACUGGAGUGGAAGACAGGCACAGAAAUAGGAAUUGGUGCGCGUACGUCGUGCACAAGAACGUGAGUUGCGCCGUCCGGGAGGGAGUGGAGAGCUUCGAGGAGCCCGUGGCUGCACCCUGUCCCCCCUAUCAGCAGAACUGCGAUCAACAAGUGACGUACAGAACUCAAUUUCGGCCAAUGUACAAGAUCGCCUUCAAGAUAGUCACACGGUUGGAGUGGAAAUGCUGUCCUGGAUAUCAGGGUCAGGACUGCAGAGAUGUGAAACCAACUCUCAACCAUCAAACAGUACCACGAGGAUCCCAGCCCUUCUACUCUCCAAAUCCUGGACAUACCACCAGACAUGCACAAAGGCCAGAGCGGAGGGAGACGGGCCACCACGAGGCCAGGCACGGCCCAGGCCCCGACAAGGUGCGCCACCUGGAGGGGGAGGUGAAGCGCCUCUCGCAGGUGGUGGUCGACCUCCAGACGGCGCUGAGCGGCCUGACGGACAACCUGCGCACGGACAUCCAGGAGGACACCAACAAGAUGCUGGUGACCCUGCUCAACAACCUGCGGCCGCCGGGCAGCGUGGCGCCGGGGGCCGGCCGCGAGGAUGAGAACCCGGUGGGGCUGGACGGUCACCAGGCCACCAGGGGAGAGGGCGCCAUCGGAGACAGAGGCAUCGAGAACAUCAUCGCCCGGCUGGACGACAUGACCCACACCAUGCAGAGCAAAGACGACGCCUUGGAGGAGCUCCGCGGGCUGGUGACGAGCCAGGAGAGCCAGAUCCAGCUGCUCAUGGACGCCGCGCAGUCUCAGGCGCCACCGCCCGGCGUGCUGGAGGGCGGCGUUGGCGGCGGCGGCGACGUGUCGGUGCCCGAUCUGGCGAUCCUCCAGACCUACGUCGAAGGCAAGAUGGGGCAGAUGAGGAAGGAGGUGGAUCUGAACCUGGAGGAGCAGCUGGGAAGGCAGCAGAGCUCCUGCAACGACAAGAUCCAGAGCCUGCAGGCCAUCUGCGAGGAGGGCCAGGACCAGACUCUGAGCCGCCUCACCAGGCUGAUCGACUCAAAGGACGCCGAGCUGAGGAAGGAGAUCCACGCGCUGCGCUUCGACAUGGUGGCGGCGGACGGACCCGUGCGCCACCUGCGCCAGACCCUGCCGCCCAAACAGGAGCCGGAUGGCACCGACCACAAAGAGCUGUGGAAGGAGAUCAGCCGGGUGGCCGAGGCCAACAUCAUCCUGAACGGGCGCAUGGACAACGAGCUGGCCUUCCUGUCCGAAUCGCGACCGGAGGAAGAGUACGGCCAAGUCAUCGAGGAGUUGGAGGCGCGCCUGAACAUAACGCAACGGAACGCAGAGACGCACUGCUUCUACAUCGAAGAGAAGCUGAGCCGUGCGAUGGAAGACCAAGCCAAUGAGCUCCGGCAGCUCCUGGACGAGCGUCUCAACACUAUGGAGGACCAGUUCACGGGCAUGUUGGUUGAGAUGAGCAACAGCUCCGGACUGUUUGGGGACGACGGCGUGGACGCUAACCAGGGGGAGACCAACGGCAACAAGUCCCCCGCCAAAGGCCCGGUUGUGGCCUUCGGACACCGCGGCUCUGACGACGUGGUCGGUGCUGGACGGUCAUCUCCCGCAACGGCCAGUCUGGAUCCCAUUUUGAAAGACUUGGGUCGCUGUAAGAAAGAGUUGGAAAUUCUCCACACCGACGUCGGCACAAAUUCGGAACAACUCCGGAACCUGGAGGAGAUCGUAGAGAGGGUGUCAGCGGGUCACCUGAAGAGUGUCAACACAAUGGACGGCUUCCAGAAGGGGUUGGUCAACAUCCAGAACAACGUGAUCGCCCUGGCCAGCAGUGUCAAAGGCGUGGGCGACUCGAUGAGAAUACACAACCACGAGCUCCACAGAAUCAACUCUACGUGCUGCCACGCAGGGCACAGCGGCCUGGGCACCCCUACAGGGGCAGGUCCCGGGGCAGAAAGAGCCCAUUAUCAGCAGAUGGAAGGGCUCCGGAACAGGCUUGAUACACUCAAUAACCGCAUGUCAUUGGAACUGGGUCGUUGCAAAGACAACACCCAAACCGUGGCGCACACCAUUUCGACCGUCGACGGUCGUUUGACCAGACUGGAAAAGGUGUGCGAAAGGCAGGCCGUGGCUUCCAGUAACCCCAUCCAAAUCAGGGAUGGCAUUGAGAGGAAGAUUGCCAGUCUCCAGGGCUCUGUCCAGAGGACCAAUGCCACGGUUGGGUCCCACACUGGGGACAUCCAUUCUCUGCGGAACUCCCUGCAGAGUGUGCAGGUACAGCUCUCUGCAUUGGCCAAGCACGUGCUAAAGGACGUGAAUGAAAAACAGCCAGGAACGACCCUGAACGCCGAGACCCCUGGUUCUCCUGCUCCACCCAAGCGCGUCCCCCACAUCCACAUUCCCUUCAUCAUCCCCAACCCCCGGCAGUCGCCCCCCAGCGUGGCUCUGCCCAACACGCACCACCAGGCCAGGACCCCGCUCGGACCCCAACUCAGGCCCUCAAGCAACGCCAAGCCCUCAAGCCCCCAGCAGCCCCCCAAAAGACCGGUGUUGGAGACCGGGGAGGCCGGACCCCCGGGCUUCCCGCGCAGGAUGACCGUGAGGAGGGGUGUGGAGGACGAGGCCCCCGUGCCCUUGCAGGGCUUCGCCGGAGCUCCAGGCCAUCUUCCAGUGAUGCCUGUGUCGCUCAAGUCUCACCUCAGUCCAGUUCCUGUUGCAGCAGAGAUCCCCUGGAACAGAGCUCCGACAGUCCAGUCCGCAGUACUGGCAGACCCCAGCUCUACGGUGGAGCCAGUCUCCUUCUCCGUGGGCCUCACUCAGCAGUACUCCCUCUAUGGAAGCACUGGCCCCAUCCGCUUCAACAAAGUGCUGGUCAAUGACGGUGGACACUACAGCACCAGCACAGGAAUGUUCACCGCACCGAUGGACGGGCGCUAUCUGGUGUCGGGCGUGCUGACGGCCGGGGCAGGGGAACCCCUGGUGGCGACGCUGUCCGUUAACAACCGCAGCGUCCAGAAGCUGCAGAGUGCUGUUCCCCCGCUACUGGGGAGGAGGGAGGUUAGCGGUUGCGGCAGCUGCGGAGGCCCCGUGUCGUUCAGCCUCGUCCUGUCUCUGAAGAAGGGCCACCGUGUGGGCUUGAUGCAGACCGCCGGCAAGCUGGCCUCUUCCGACGACCUGGUGGCACGCUCCACGUAUAGCGGCGUCUUCCUCUACACGCCGCAGAGCAGGAGCUAACAGGGCGGCGUGGGGGAGGUAAAGACGACGGUGCCAUAAAACACAAAGGGACUGUUUUUUGUUUUGUUUUCCAGCCCAGGCAGACUGUGGGAUGUAGAAGAGACGUAUUGAAUGCCUUAUCGACUGGUUUGCUGUCGGCCUACCCACUCUGAGCGAAGCCAAGUAGCCUACCUGACAUGGAAGUUCACAUUGUGGUUCUAGGUUGGGAUAAGGGUGCACACAUAUGUUUUCAAGUUGUUUUUCCCAAAGAAUCUUUUAUGAUAUCAAAAACGAGAAGCUUUUUUGUAGCUAAUAUAUUUCUGUAUUAUUCAACAUUUUUGUACCUACUUUGUAACUUCAAAAUGAAUUAUGUAUAAACGUUUGUAAAUGAAAGCUGAUUAUGUUUUAUACAAAUGCACCUAAGUCACUUAUUCAGCCAGUUAAUACUUAAAUCUAAAACAAGGCGAUAUAACAUCAUAUCACCCUUAUCAACUUAUCUUCCUUUUGUAAUCUAUUCUCAAACAUGAUUAAUGAUCAAUAAAAGUUACGUCGCACUGAAUGAAUUAAACAA